AUGGUUUGGGCUGGCGCCGACAUCCUGCUGAGAGUUUACCUUAUCGAGAUCAAGAUGAAGCAUCUUUUUGAAGGUCCUUGCAGGGCAGGUGCGCGGGGCCAGCCGUGGCCCGGGGGAGGGCAGGCCCCUGUGCUGGGGUGCCGGGAGCGGGCUGUGCGCGUGACCGGCCGUGGCUCUGCGUCCCGAGUGGCUCCUGCCCUCUGCCCCGCCGGGAGGGCCGGGUCUGACGUCUGUGUUCCUCUCGCCGCAGAUGGGCAGAAGAAAGUGCAGGAAGAGUUCGACAUCGACAUGGACGCUCCAGAGACAGAACGGGCGGCCGUGGCCAUUCAGUCCCAGUUCAGAAAAUUCCAGAAGAAAAAGGCCGGCUCCCAGUCCUAGGGGGGGACGGCCCUCCUCGCCACCCGCCGCAAGACGCUGAACUCCGCCAUCACCUGUCAAGCAAUGACGAUGCCCCUAGAGAACACCUGCCCGCGACACGCACCCCCACCCCAUGCAUGCACCCCGCAGUAGAGCCCCCUAGAGGACGGUGUAGGCACUGCACCGUGAGUGGCUGCAGCUCUGCUCUCCAGAUGGUUCCUCCUGCAACCAGCCAUGGUCCUUGAUGUUGUAAUAAAAAGGAGUUGAGAUGCCUGA
Messenger RNA from Sorex araneus (European shrew), 633 nucleotides. It is a transcript of the gene PCP4, whose product is annotated as Purkinje cell protein 4. The transcript has 2 exons. NCBI's taxonomy places the organism in Eukaryota, Metazoa, Chordata, Mammalia, Eulipotyphla, Soricidae. The record is from RefSeq and is a predicted model, not a curated record. Gene Ontology annotation, cellular component: cytoplasm. Gene Ontology annotation, molecular function: calcium ion binding; calmodulin binding. The coding region runs from base 1 to 378 and encodes 125 amino acids.